CCAAACCACAGCCUGAGCUCGCUCCUGCGCGCGCGCUCUCUCGGGCCCAAGUGAAUAGUCCUCGCGCGAGCGGGACACUGUGGUGGAUGCAAUUCCGCUCGCCUCCAGCCUCCAGGAGCUCCCCGGCACCAAAGGCGGCGUCCUCCCCCGAAGCAGCUGCGCUAGCACCUGGGCAGCCUGGACCCUCGUGCCCUGCCCCCGGAACCUCACGCGGGGGGCGCCCCGGGACACCCCCUGCGGGCCGGGUGGAGGAGGAAGAGGAGGAGGAAGAAGACGUGGGCAAGGACCUCCACUCUAUCCAAAACACCUACCUGCGCUGCUGCCACUUAUCUUUAAGGAGGAGGAGAAGAGAGCCAGGGAGAGCCAUGGGGGGCUGCGAAGUCCGGGAAUUUCUUUUGCAAUUUGGUUUCUUCUUGCCUCUGCUGACAGCUUGGCCAGGAGACUGCAGUCACGUCUCCAACAACCAAGUUGUGUUGCUUGAUACAACAACUGUGCUGGGAGAGCUAGGAUGGAAGACGUAUCCAUUAAAUGGGUGGGACGCCAUCACGGAAAUGGAUGAACACAAUAGGCCCAUUCAUACGUACCAGGUAUGUAAUGUAAUGGAACCAAACCAAAACAACUGGCUCCGGACAAACUGGAUCUCCCGUGAUGCAGCUCAGAAAAUUUAUGUGGAAAUGAAGUUCACACUGAGGGAUUGUAACAGCAUCCCAUGGGUCUUAGGGACUUGCAAAGAAACGUUUAAUCUGUAUUAUAUGGAAUCAGAUGAAUCCCACGGAAUUAAAUUCAAGCCAAGCCAGUAUACUAAGAUCGACACAAUUGCUGCUGAUGAGAGUUUUACCCAGAUGGAUUUGGGCGAUCGCAUCCUCAAACUCAACACUGAAAUUCGUGAGGUGGGGCCUAUAGAAAGAAAAGGAUUUUACCUGGCUUUCCAAGACAUUGGGGCGUGCAUUGCCCUGGUUUCAGUCAGAGUUUUCUACAAAAAGUGUCCCUUCACUGUUCGGAACUUGGCCAUGUUUCCUGAUACCAUCCCAAGGGUUGAUUCUUCCUCUUUGGUUGAAGUCCGGGGCUCUUGUGUGAAGAGUGCGGAAGAGCGUGACACUCCUAAACUGUAUUGUGGAGCUGAUGGAGAUUGGCUGGUUCCUCUUGGAAGGUGCAUCUGCAGUACAGGAUAUGAAGAAGUUGAGGGUUCUUGCCACGGCAUGAAAGAACUUCCUGUCCCUAUUUCUUAGAAUGGAGGAGAGAAUUGAACACUCUUUUAAUGAAGCCUUAAUUUAGACCCUGAUCCUUUAUCAUUGGUAAGCACUAAAGUUUCUGUCUCUGUACAAGAUGAAUUAUCUAGUUUUAUUCUGAUCUUGGGUUUAUUAUAUGUUGUACUCUCAUUUUUUCCUAAAUAAUGAUAUUGAUUUUUCUAUGGAUUUCCUAUUUUAACUUAAACAAUAUUUUACCAUAUUUUAGUUGUAAAAAAUGAACAUAAUUUUAUAGUAUUCAAAUGCAUUACAGAGAAAAUAGGCAAGUGACUUAACUAUGUCUUUCUAAAACUCAAUAAUCUACAUUUAUCCUUAAAAACAUUACCACACAUGUCUACAUAUACAAUGGUAUACAUGUUUAUAUAUGGUAUAUAUGGAGAUGCAUACAUACACACACACAUAUAAAACUCAAAUGUGUUUUUUUUAUGUAGCUCUAGUAUAAUCUGACUAAGAGUAGGAAAUUUUUGCCAAGUCUUUUUAUUGUUUUCAGUAUAGGUAGUGAAAUAAUAAAGAAAUAAGGUUUAAUUAAUCAUUAGCUUAACUUCUCUCAUAUAAGUAGUCAAACAAAUCACAGUUAACUUCUUCUUAAUCAUUUUUAACCUGCAACAGCACUUUAAAAAUUUAUUUAAAGAUCUGUGAAUCAAUUCUACUGAUUUAAAGAAUGAUCUAAUAGAGGAAGCUUGAUCAAGUGUCCUUAGUGAUUUAUCUUAUUUCAGUAAGAUUGUUUUAUAUUUUCUUAUACAAAGCAAUUUAUCAAAAACACAAAAGGCUCAGAAUAAGGCUGGAGGGAAAAUGUCUUUCUGAUCUCAACUGAAAGCUAACCUCAAGAACUUGGGUUUUUCAUUUCAUAACUAGGGCAGUUGAGGGGGGAUUAUCUCUGCCUAAGCAGUAGAGUCUUUAGAUCAAACACUAAGAAAAAGAGAUAAGUAAAAUGAUAAGCCUUAAGUAAAAUAUACAAAAGCAAAGCAAAUGGAGAAUAAGAAAACUAUUGUUUUUACGGUUAUAGGAGCAAAGUGAGGGACCCCAGAAGAAAGGAAGGCAAAUACCAACCUCUCGGUAUCUGAUUUUCAGAGUCAUUGAACCACAUAUCUGAGAAUCAAAUUUUUCUUCUCAAAUGAUUUUCUUUACAAUAAUAGCCUAUGAAAAAUAAAACCAGCUGUCUCAAUAGAAAACACAUUUCUUUCUCUUGCAUUCUAAAUGCUUUGGUUGGAAAGUAAGCCUAAGAUCCCUUAGGACAGUCUCAUCUCUUAGGGGAAGAUAAUCAUUUUAGGAUUUGGUAAGUGUAGCAUACAUUGCAACUCCUGCAAGAUGUUUGAGUAGUAGUGUAGGGUUUUAUGUUUUAUUUUAAUGAAUAAUUAUUUCAGCUAUAUUCUCACUCAAAUCAUUACAGCUAUAUUCUCAUCAAGAGUAUUGUUAUAUGGAGACAAAGGAAAAUCUCACUUUUUACCCAUUCAUUUCUGAGAACUAUGAAACCAAUUAGAUCAUCAUAAAUCAGCCCCUAAUUUUACUCAAACAAUUUUAGUAUUGAAAGUUCUGUUCCUGAUCAAGAAUUUAGCACCAGAUUCAUUAUACAUGUAACUAAAAAUAAUUUAUUAAAGAAUUAGAUUUCAAUAAAUAUUAAUAAUUAUUGAAAUUCAUUUCUCAAGUAACAUGAAAUAGACAAAUGUAUUGAGCAUAUUCAUAGUAAACAAAGAGCGUAUAUUUACUGACUACUUCCUAUGUUUAAAACAUUAACUCUGAUACUUUCAUGUAUCACUUAAUCCUCUAUUUGAUCCUAUCUUCUUAUUAUAAACAAGAAAACAGAAGUUAAAUAACCAAUGUGGUAUAGAUAGUAACAUUUGUAUUAAUUAUAUUAAAUACCUUAUUAUACUCUGUGGCUAUAAUUUAAGGAAACUAAAGUGUUAGUAUAUAUAGAGAGAGAACAUAAAGUAAUGGUAUCAUUUCAUCAUAAACAUAUAUGUUAUAAUAAAAGCUUAUUUUUACUCAAUUUUGCUAUCUCUCUAGAAUGUAAAAAAAAGAAAGCUAUUUCAUGACUGAUUUGGAUGACCCAGAUACCAACUGAAAAAUAGUCCAAUAGAGUUCUUUUUUCAUUCACAGAUUUUCUUUUAACAAAGGAUUACACAUUCAAAAUGAUUAGUUAAUUAAUACCCUGCAUUAUAAAGAAAGUCAGAUUAACACCCAGCCCAAGAAUCUAGCUAAUAAACCCAAGAAUAGAAAUCCUGAAAUAGAGAAACAGAUAAUGGUGGAUUGGAUAGAUUAGAGAUUUCAACAGAAUGAAGUCUUACAGAAUCUUGGCAAUAGACAUAGCAGCUCUAGGGCUGAGAUGGAGCUCCUAGAAGAUCCCCCCAACGCACUUCCUGCACCCCCAGGGCUGAGAUCCAGACAUUGCUGAAGAGGGCACAGCUAUGAUCACUGAUCACUGUGUGGCAGCGCCUCUGCAGUGCUGAGCCAGUGGAACUUGCUGUAAAUUAGCCCUCUGAAACUUGCCAGAAAUUGGGCCUCUAAUAUGCCAAGGAAAACUGCUCACAGAGAGAUCUCUCUCCAAAGGCUACAAAAUUGCCUGGAAGAGUAUGGGAAAAGAUGGUCACUGCAAUAUAGAAACAAGGUGCUGGAAAAGCUCUGUAUGUUGCAAGAAUCUGUGCUAGAAUAGCCACCUGUGCUGCAGGAACCAGAUGCUGGACAAGGAAGCUGCCAGCACUGUAGUAACCAAAUGCUGGAGAAGGUGCUAGACAAGCUGCAUACUUUGCAACCCAUGAGCGCCAAAGCGGAAGGAACCCUGCUUCCUCCAGUGUCUCUCCAGCGCCCUCCUCUGACAAGGCUUAAAUAACGCUGGCUGAUACUGAAUGGCCCACCUCUGCUUUCGCAGAACAAGUAAUGAAGAAUGAAUGAAUUUGGAGUUAAGGGACAAUAAAUUGAUAACUAGGACAAUGGUUUACAGAGUCCUGGGAGGUAUUACAAAUGGCAUAGGGAAGAGAAACCAAGAUCAGAUGAUUAUGGACAUGGGAGGGGCAAGUGGAAAAAUUGUCUUCCAUGGGAUUUAGGAGCCCGUGGCCACAGAGCUGGAGGUAAAUGGGGGGCCAGUGGGCCUCAUCUGUAUUUACAGGCGCUCUGCUCCACAUUGCUCGUUAUCACUGCCUCAGCUGCACUCUCCACCUCCAACCUGGUCCGUGUAAACGUGAAAAAUUGUCUUCCAUGAAACCAGUUCAUGAUUCCAAAAAGGUUGGAGACCGCUGCAUAAUGUAUGAAAAGAAUCUUCGCCCUGGAUCCAGCACCUUAUAAACAGUCACCUAAACCAGUCACCGUGUCUGAUGCCUGUGGUCCUAGCUACUUGGGAGGCUCAGACAGGAGAAUCACUUGAGGCCAGGUGUGUGAGACCAGACUGGGCAAUGUAGAGAAAACCCAUCACCACAAUAAUAGUAAUAGUAAUAAUAAUAAUAAUAAUAAUAACUUGGCUGGGUGGUGGCAAACCUGUAGUGCCAGCCAGUCAGGAGGCUAAGGUGACAGGGUCACUUGAGCCCAGGAGAGGCUGCAAUGAGGCAUGGUUGUACCCAGCCUGAGUGACAGAGCCAGACCUUGUCUCUAAAAAAAUAGGUGCUGAACGUGUGCAUAUUCUCUGAGACUGUAGAGAAAAAUCCAAGGAAGAAAACUUGUAGAAUAAAUUUGUCAUGGAGUUAACUGUUUUUCUUUAACUGUCAAUUUGUAUAGAAUCCUCAAGUUCUUAGAACCAUGUGUGGCAGAAGCUCACUCUCACCCAAUGGUCCUAGAAAUAUUACUUUCUUACAGAAUGCUCUCAAAAGCCAACUUCCUUUUCUUUCUAAUAUUUAUCUCAAUUUUUAAUUACAUAUUAAUGCACAGUGCUUGAUUAUGCCUGUAUUCCCCACUAAACUGCAAGCUUCAAGAGAUCAGAGAUUAUUUUUGGUCUCUGUUAUUUUCUGAAUACCUCUCCAAGCCCGGUAUGUAGUAGAAUAUCAAUAAUAAAUGUUUCUUGAAUGAAAGCUGAAGAAGUUAUUUUAUAUUUUCUAAGAUGAUCAUGAUAGCCCAGAAAAAGUUCUGUCUAUUCUUAUCAGUGCCAUUCAGGAGUAAUGACAUUUUCAUUAAUCUUAUUUAAGUCACAAGUGCUUAUGCUACCAAUAAGUAAUGCUGGUCAACGUUUUUUCUAUUUACAUUUUAAAAUUACAUGUGAGGCUCCUGCCUCCCCUUUUUCUCAGAUUUGUUGUAAUCUUGGCCUCUGGAGGAAGCUCUGGCACUGCACAGAUCCCUUUAUCUAGCAUUUGUUUAACCAUGAUUGCUGCUUCAAGAUUCUUCCUGCACUGCCUGUUCUCUUCCCAGAAAGCAAAUAAGUGAGCAGAAGAAAAAGCUUGAUUAAAUUCUCAAUGUUUUUCAUGGUUGCCUACUACUCUAACCUAUUUAAAAUGUAUAUACUCACAAUUUAGGUGAAGUAUAUUUGGGUUUUGAAGAAUUUACUGACAAUAGAAAGUAUGUAUCUGGUAUGAAAAUUAAUACCUUGAGCUGUGACUGUCAAAAUUCUUUGAACUAAUGGGCCUUUACAGGGAGUGCAUUAUUCACAAUAGUUUAAAAUAUGCAAACAAUGCACAAAGAGAUUCAUAAAGCUAUAAAAUUAUUCUAAGCUAGAACAAAAUUUCCCUGAUCUUUAAAGGGAGUUAGCUAUUAAUUUUUAAAUGCUGAACAUAGUUGACAUUUCAAAUUGAAUUGUUACUAAAGUAAUCACAUUGAAUCUCUUGGUUAAAUUUUCAAAGUACAGCCUAUGAAAUAUUCAUGUUACCAAAUCAAGGAAAAGAGACUUUCUUUAGAAUACAUGAAUUUUAUUUAGAUAAAAAAUCAGAUGCCUUCUAUUUAAAAAUAUAAUCAUCUCUUAAUAGGAAGAUGUACUUACUCUGUUAAGAAAAUUCAAGUGUGUGGAACUCAUGGAGUUUAUGUAGUGUUUAUUCUAUAAUUCAACUUACUGUGUAUCUAUUAUUUGUGAGGAAGGUAAUUUAAAAACUUUUAAGACUUGAUUUCUGAUGUCAAAGUAAACUCUAAUAGUUAAUACUGGAAAAAUACACUAUUUCAAGGAAGUGUUGCAUAUCACAAAUGUUUCCUGUAUUCAAAUUUCCCAAAAUGUGGUGUGCGUUUGUCACAUUGAAUGUGUUUAUGUGGUACAUGAGCCAACAUUUUAUAAUAUUAAUUCAUUUUUAAUUUUGUAUGACUGCCUUCUAAUUUAUUCAGAGAAUAUGAUACUCUUUAUAUUUUGCAAACUAUAAAUCUUAGUUUGUAAAAGCAACUUGAUUUUUUGAAAGCAUCACAUGUAAAUAAUAAUACAUAUGGGACACAGAUGUUUAUAAUUAUAAAAUAAUUAUAAUAAUGACUGAUGAUUGAAAAACAACUCUUAACAACUGCUUAUAAUCCAAAUUUACUAGUGCUCCCUUUAAAUAUUAAUAUUACCUUUAUGUCAGAGAUUUCAGAAGCUCAUAGUAGGUGUCCAAUAAAUAUUUGUUGAAUGGAUGAAUAAAUGAAUGGAUAAUGUGUAUUUUUAGACAAAUUAUAGUUCUAAUAAAUAAAAUCAAAGAGGAUAUACGUAGUGCAUUUAUUUUUCUAGUUAAUUCUUUGUAAUUUUUUUCUAAUUAAGAGUGUUUCUUCAAUUAUCAUAGGCCCCAUGGAGUAUUUGACAAUGCCUGUGUUCCCAAGAACCUCUAUACCUAUUUUACCAUAGGAUCUCCUCUACAGAACCUACACAGAAGAUAAUAUAACAUUUAUAAAGCAAUCCCCAAAGA
This is a messenger RNA of Microcebus murinus (gray mouse lemur), 7018 nucleotides long. The record is from RefSeq and is a predicted model, not a curated record. Lineage: Eukaryota; Metazoa; Chordata; Mammalia; Primates; Cheirogaleidae.